Molecule: messenger RNA, 2127 nt
Organism: Amblyraja radiata (thorny skate)
Lineage: Eukaryota; Metazoa; Chordata; Chondrichthyes; Rajiformes; Rajidae
Gene: orc2
Product: origin recognition complex, subunit 2
Exons: 16
Coding region: 20-1678 (552 amino acids)
Biological process (GO): DNA replication
Cellular component (GO): nucleus; nuclear origin of replication recognition complex
Molecular function (GO): DNA replication origin binding
Source: RefSeq, a predicted model, not a curated record
CGCUGCCCUUUGCCCCGCGAUGGCGGCGCCGAGUUUGCGGUCCCGCGAGCUGCGCUUCGUCAGCGACGACGACGUGUUGGGGCACAUCUCGGAUAGAGCGCCGGAUUUUAAGCUGCAGAACAAUGUGUCACGGGUAUUUGCAAAGGCGAAGGCAACAUCCAGGCAGCGGACAGAGACACAGGCAGAUGGGGAGAGUGCAGAGAUAUUCAAUGAACAUGAAUACAUUGAAGCCCUUGGAGUGGGUAGCACAGACCAUCCAGGAGCCUCGAGUGAUGCAGUCUCUGCAGCAGGUGGUGAUGUUUUUACCUUUCAAAGCAUCAAAAGGGGAAACAAGAUGGCAAAGAAAGCCUCUGAACUUGCUCACACACCGGGGAAAAGUGUAACAUUCGAUGAAACCAACAGCCCACCAACAGCAAAUAAAAAUGGGAAUUGUGGAAUAUUGAUAGAAACCAAGACACCCUCAAAGAGGAAGAAGAAGUUUACGUCCACCACCCCUUACAGGCUGAGGAAAAGGCUGGCUGACUUGCCAAGCCUCAGCAGUGAGAGUGAUUACUCAUCUUCUGACAUUGAGGAGGGAGAGGAUAACUUCACGGGAAAAGACACCAGUCACGCGUCAAGUCUGGCUCCAACUCCCGGCAAGAAAUCCACAAAACCUCUUCAGCCAAGUGUUGUUGAACUGUACUUUGAAGCUCACAGUAGUUCAAAAGUACUGACUUCUGAUCGCACCUUACAGAAGCUCCGGACCCCAAAGCUGGACCAGGAGACCUUGGUGAGAUUGCUGAGUGAUGAUAACUUGCCUUUCUCAGCUGAGGUCAGGCAGCUGAACAAGGGACACAAAAAGCUCUUUCACAAAUGGAUGCUACAAACACAGUUGGGGUUCAGUAUUCUAUUGUAUGGACUCGGCUCCAAGAGGGAACUGCUGGAAGAGUUCCGCUGUCAGAUGCUGGAAGGCACUGUCCACUUGGUGGUGAAUGGAUUCUUCCCAAGUAUCACUCUUAAGUCUAUUCUUAACUCAAUCACAGAAGAGAUUUUGCAACACGAGGGAAGCUUCCGGAAUCCCAUGGAUCAACUUGGCUUUAUUGUCAGGUCAUUUAAUGAUAAUCCCAUAUUGGAUCUUUACCUUCUAAUCCAUAACAUCGAUGGGCAGAUGUUACAUGGGGACCGGAACCAGCAGAUAUUAAGCCAACUCGCUGCAAUCCCUGGCAUCCAUCUCCUUGCCUCCAUCGAUCACCUGAAUGCCCCUUUGAUGUGGGAUCAGACACGGAGCUGCCACUUUAACUGGCUAUGGUGCGAGGUGACGACCUUUAAGCCCUACACAGAGGAGACGUCGUAUGAAAACUCACUGCUGGUACAACAAUCGGGAGCCUUGGCUUUGAGCUCAUUGACUCAUGUUCUGCGCAGCCUUACUCCCAACGCAAGGGGGAUAUUUAAACUUUUGGCUCGGUUCCAGUUAAAGAACAGGGAUAACUCAUCUUGCCCAGGCUUGUCCUUCCAGGAUUUUUACCAUCGGUGUCGUGAGUCCUUCCUGGUGAAUAGCAAUCUCACUCUCCGCGCACAACUCACAGAGUUCAAGGACCACAAACUGAUCAGGAGUAAGAAGGGUCCUGAUGGUGUUGAAUAUCUUGUCAUCCCUGUUGACUUUGCAAUGCUGAACGACUACCUUGAAAGAGAGGCCUAGACUGAAGAGGGAUAUUGAACAGAGUUACAGGAGAACUUCAGACAUCAAUCGCUCAAAUAAGUUCAGAUCUUGCUGUGUCCUGGGAUGGAUUGUAUGAAAAGAUCUUGCAUCCUUUUGUAACUUUAACUGCAACCUCAGAUGUGCUGGUCCAUCUAUUUAUUGCCGAAGUGAUUAAUAUCCAGUUUAUCCUCAGCUGACUGCAAGUUCUUGUGGUGCAAGAUCCUCUGUCAUGGAUGGGUGAAGUGGAAAUUUGUGGUCAUGGCAAUCCAAGACUUCUGUUCUUUCUCACUCAGUGCUUGGAUGAUUAUAUGGCUGUCUGUUGGAUGAGAUGGUCGAUGCUGUCUCCUCUGUACCUCAGAAACCAAUUGUUCAUCUUCCUGUUGAUGGUACUACUAUCCUUUUCAGAAUUUUGUAAAGAAAAAUUCUAUUAAAGCUAUUUGACUCCACCA